Messenger RNA from Stegodyphus dumicola, 7314 nucleotides. RefSeq names its product forkhead box protein K1-like. Lineage: Eukaryota; Metazoa; Arthropoda; Arachnida; Araneae; Eresidae. Gene Ontology annotation, molecular function: RNA polymerase II cis-regulatory region sequence-specific DNA binding; protein binding; DNA-binding transcription factor activity, RNA polymerase II-specific. Gene Ontology annotation, biological process: regulation of transcription by RNA polymerase II. The record is from RefSeq and is a predicted model, not a curated record.
AAUUCAAUUCGCCAUAACUUGUCACUUAAUCGGCAUUUUGUAAAAGUUCCAAGACCCCAAGAAGAGCCUGGUAAAGGAAGUUUUUGGAAAAUUGAUUCUCAGUCAGAAACUAAAUUAAUUGAACAGGCAUUUAGACGGAGGCGGCAGAGGGGUGUACCAUGCUUUAGGGCUCCAUAUGGUGGACUUUCAUCCAGGUCUGCUCCUGCUUCUCCCAGUCAUAGUGGAGUAAGUGGUUUAGUUACUCCAGAUUCAUUGUCCAGAGAACCCAGUCCUGUUCCUUCUGAUAAUGCUGGAGAUUCAAAUCCUGAUUCAGUUGCACAAUCAACACCAGCUGUCAUUACGCAACCUGCGUACAUUGCAUUAACUCAUGAUAUCCAAGUUGGCCAUGCUUCAUCUGGAUCAUCUCCUGGAAGCAUUCAUACUGUGGAGGUUGUUAGCACAACUCCCUCUUCUUCAACUUGUUCUCAACCAGCAAUAGAACAAACGAUCAUUACAAAUGGCAUCCUGAUUAAUGGCUCCCAUACAAAUGGUGUUAAGACUGAGAAUAGUGAUAAAUCUGGAAAUCCAAACUUGAUUCCACCUGCAAAACCUCGAAUUUUGUUAUGUGGCCAAAAAGUUCAAGGUUCAGAUUCACAGCCAACAUCACAAGCUACAGUAAUUGUUCAGGCACCACCAUCUGCAGUGACUGGCUUUUCUUCAAAUGUUCUGACAGUUGUUACACCAACAUCUGCCAUUGUUUCAGAGGAGAAUAAUACAUCAAAUGUAUACAACAAUGCCUCCUUCAUUGCACCUCCGCCAGUAGCAGAAGAUCCCUCUCAAGGUGUAGCCAAAUCAUUUAAACGAGUAUUUUCAACUGCUAAUGAGCUUGAAAGUUCUUCAGUUCCAGAAAAGAGCAGUGAAAACAAUAUUGAAAUUAAAAGGCCAAAGCCUGAAUCAGCAUCAUAAAGAAUACAUCUUUCUCUUUGCAUAAUUGAAAAAUGAAAUAAAAAGCCUCCUGUUGCAUUAUUAUUAUGUGCAACAAAUGUGUUAGUUAAAUACUCUUUUGUGACUUAUGGAGUGACUUGUUUUUCUUUUAUUCGUCUGAAGACAUUGAAGCUUAUAAAAUUUGUGAAAAGAAUAUGUACAUAGAAACAUAACUGAGCUUAUGUUCCAUGAGGUAGAACUGCUUCUUGCAGUUUCUUCAGUUUAAUGUUUGCAAAUUCAUCAACCACGUCCUUGAUUCUUAUGCACAUACUGAAGCAAUUAGUCAUUAAAUUCCUUAUUAUGUAUAGGUAAUGUAAAUGGUUAUAUAGCUUGCAUUUCUAAUUUUUAUGCAUUUAUUAAAGUGUAAUAUUAGCAUUUUUUUAUUUCUCUUGCAUAGUUUGGUGACGCAUAAAGUGUGAUAUUUGUUUUGUCUGGGUCCAUGUAAGUGUUUAAAACUCUAUUCAUCAAUAAAUAAAGGAAGCAAGUAAUUUUCAAUGUUUAUUUCAAGCAAUGAUUGUCAUCCCUGGAAAGAAGUGUUGUGUUAAAUAUAUUAAGAAUUCAACUGUACAUUUGAAUAGGGAUUAUCGAAUUAUUUUUUAAAUUAUUGUUAUUAUUUUCAUUGACAUGACAAAGUGAUUUUCAUGGAUCUGCCAUUCCUUACUGAUUCAUUCAUUGAAAAUAGCUUUAUUCCUUGUCUGAUAUCAAGAUGUAUUUUCUUGUCCCCCUUUUUUUCUGUAUAUUAAAAAGUUUUGCUUAAAAUUUAUUAUUGUAAAUAUUUUUAUAAAUGGAAAAAUUUGUAUUAAAUUAUUACUUCAAAAAGUAAAAUAAUUUUAGAGUAAUAAUUAACAGCUAUUUUUCUUUUACUGUCUGCGUAUCUCAUUAUUUAAAAAUAAUUCUGAAGUAUAAAUGCCAUUCAAUUAUGCUAUUUUUACAGCUAAGGAUUAAAACCUUGUAGUUAAUGAACAGUAUGUGAAAAAAUACUGUGCUAUAUAUACAAUCAGGUGUAUUCAGAAACUUUGUAUAUGUGCUUAAUUUAUAAGAAGCUUCUUGAGUAUACAGUCGUCUCUUCGAUUUUAAAAGUUUCAAAGUUUGUUAGUCAUGCACCAAGAGUUAGUAGCAUUAAGCUAGAUUUCAUUGUACAUCAUAAUAAAAUUUGGACAGCCAGUUGCUGGGGCAUAUGCAUGUAGCAUAUUGGUUAUAAAUAUGACUGGUGUAUAAGAACUUUCUCUCUCCCCCCUUUUUUGUGAGACCUGUAGUAUUGUGUAGGAAUGUAUUUUAUUUUUGAUUAUAAUGUAGUACAUAAAUAAUAAUAGAAUGGAACAGUCUUUCUUUGUAUUAUCACAGCAAAAAAUAUUAAAAGUUUGCAUUUGUUUCAAGCAAAAUUUUGUAAUUAGUGGUUUUUAUUUAAUUAUUUAUUAUUAUUUUUUAAUAUAACUUAUAUAUUUGCCAUGGUUGCUCAGAAGACACAUGUGUUUUCAUUGGCACUUAUAGGAAAUCUUUCAUCAUUUGCCAGCUAUAGGGUUCAGUUUUUUGGAGGAGAGAGAUUCAACAGAUUGGUAAAAGGUUUCUAAACCUUUAAAAAUUUUGAACUCUUUGUAAAACUAUGACAUGCACUUAAUAAUAAUUCAGAAUGAGGAAAAUGACAAAUAAGAAAGAAACAUUAACUACCACAAAAAAAGACAAAGGUUUUUGAAAGUUUUGUUCUUUUAUCUUGAAAUAUUUCUACAUUUUUCUGCAAAUCCAGUGAAAAAUAUAUUUUGUAACAUAACAUUAACACAUUUUUUGCUUAUUACUAUUAAAUAAAAUUGUAUUGUUAUAAUUCUUUGUCUAGCAUGAAAUUAUCUUACACAUCAGCAUAAAGUAAUAUUUAUCCUGCUCAGAAAUACUCCAGAUAUGCUUAGAAAAUAUUUUGAAAAUGUAAAGUCUCUUGAUUUAUAUGAAAGAGGGUAAAGGCUGGUAUACGUAAAGAGGAAAUUCUUACUGGUCUCAUUUGUUUGUGUUAUGAAAAUUAGGGCAAGCAACAUUUGGCUCUGAAUUACUUGUAUUAUUUGAGUAUGAUAAAUUUUUAUGUUUAUGCAGACACAUGUCAGGAAUGACAGCUUUACAAAGGUCACAUUAAAAAUUUAAGUAUUUAAUGUGGUGAACGACUGUAUACUUUUAAAAUGUGUGGUAAUUUUUCUCUAAAUAUAUUGAAAUUCGAGUGUUUUAAUUUCUGUGGAAUUUCUUAUACCGUAUUUGAUGGCAUAUAAGACGCACUUUUGUUCCUAAAUUUGGUCUCAAAAAAGUUACCUGCGUCUUAUACGUGAAGAUAAUUGCAUUCAAUAAUUGUUUAUUUGGCUUUUACGAAAACGUGAGAACUAAAAGAAACCACGCUAUUGAAACUUUUUUUCCUUGUGUGUGGCCAUCUAAAUAAGGGUGCGUCUUAUAUGCCGUCAAAUACGGUAUUUUUAAAUUUUGUUUUCCAAGAGGAUCCAAAAAUCUGGCUUCCUGAAAUAUUUAAAUAUACUUUAGAUUGUGGGUGGGACUUCCCUUUCUGGUUAAACUAUAUAUUUAGUUGAUGUCAGUAGAUCUAUGAAUGUUUAAAAUAUAAUCCAGUUGUUCUUUGUGUACAAAAGUUGUCAUCUGAUUUCUGUUUUCUUCUUAAAUGUAGCUUAAAUGUUUUCAGCUUAAGUGUAAGAUUCUUCGAACACUUACUGUAUCAUGUAGAUAUUUUAAUCGUUCAGAUGGUAUCAUCAGUUCGUAGUGCAUCUACUGUUGUAACAUAUCUCUGCAGUCAUCAGUAUGACCAUCUUAAUCACAGUAUAUUUUAAUGCUUUAUGACUGUUGUAUUAUAGAAAAAAAGCAUAUAUCUAAUCUGUGUUACAACAUUAUACUGUAUAAAAACAUUUGUUUUGUAUAUUUUCUGCUUGGUUUACAAUUUUGCCAAACUUGCCUAUAAAUAGAAACAUUAGAUGUUUUUAUAAAAUAUUUCUCUCAUAUUUAAAAGCUGUUUUAUGAGGGGAGUGAAAUUAGUAAUUUGAAAUAAGAAUAUGUGCUUGUAAAUUUAAAAUACAAUAUAUUUGCCAACCCCCUCCCCCUAAAAUUCUCUGUUUAAAGAUGCAUCUGUAUCUUUAAUUUCAUUUAUUUAUUAGCAACAAAAAGGCAUACCUCAAAAUAAAGUUGUUAAAUCUGGUUUUUAGGCCCAUUUCCUUAUAAUAUUGCAAAUAUGUGAUACUGUAAUGUAAUGUUCUUUAAUAAGAAUGUUAAUUCUUCAGUACAUUUAUGUUUUAAAGUGUAAUAAAUAAUAACAACAGAAAAUACCAUUCAGAAGUACUCAACCGUUCAGAACUGUCUCAACAGUUAUUUAAACUUUCUAUUAUAGUUCUAGUAAUGUAAAGUGCUAGAAAAAUAGUAAUGUUAAUUGUUACGUACUGUGGUCUGUUAUAAUUAAGUCCUUAACUAUUCUUAAAUAAACAUUUCUCAGCUUUUUUUAUUUCACUACUUUUUUAUUAAGAUUAUGGUAUGUCAUUGUUUUUCUUUCUUUUUUUAAAACUUAAAAUUCAUGUGAGAAAAAAAUUAUUUUUUUUUUACUUCUAGUAACUGGCUAAACUUCCUUAUUGGCAUGACUGCCUUUAUCCAGUUAGAGACUUUUUAUCACUAGGUAUGAUUCAUAAUGCUUUGUUUACUUACUUUCUUUAAUAAAUAAUAAGAAACUGAAGUUGAGUUAUUCGGAACAUUUGCUAAAAAACUUGACCCAUUUUCAGUUAACACACAUAAAAAAUAAUAAAGAAAAUGUAUAUUAUAUGUAACACAUUUAAAAGGACAUAAAUCAUUUAUUGGCAGGAUGAAUAAGCUUUAAAUGAAUCAAAUUAGUAAAAUUAUGAAUGUGAAUUUAAAUGCAAAAUGAUUGAAAAUACACAUAUGUGAUUUAUGUAAUUAUAUGUGUUUUAUUUAAGGAACCCUAGUUGAAAAACACUUCCAAGAGUGAUCAGCAAUCCAUAUAAAAGAACUCUCCAUUUUCCCUUCCUGUAUACUCAUGUGCACUGAGUGUAAUUUCUUGGAGUAUAUUUUUACCUUUCAGAUAUGCACUUUUCAGUUUGUUUAUUGGAAAAUUAACUAUUGUGAUUUAAAGUAAUAGAUUCAUAGUAUGAAGCAAGUAUCAAGUAUUUCAUUGCCAUAUUUGCUAGUGUCUAUGUUAAGGGUUUUUUUUUUUUUUUUUAUUUUUUUAUUAUUAUAUUAGUUUGUUUUAAAGUGCAUACUGUUUAAGUUUAAACAUUACAGAUUGUUAGCAAAAUAUUUUAAUGCAUUGUUAAUUGUAAAUCAGUUCAUUUGUAAACUGUGGUUGUGAAUAUGAAGUAUUAAAGAGUGAUAAUUGGUUCUAAUCUUUAGCUUAAUAUAGUUUCUAUCUUCAAUAAAUAUAUAAUUUCGGUAGUUUUCCAUACAGUUAAUGCAAUUUCUUACAAGACUAUAGCAUUUUAUUAAUUACAACGAAGGAAUUAUUCAUUCUGUGAGUAGGGUAAACAGUAAGAAAGAAAUUACUAGGUGAUCAAGUAUUUGAUGUUUUCCUGUAGUGGAUAGUGGUGAUGUUUUGGAAGGAAGCUUGAAAACUUUAUUAUGAUAUUGUUAUUGUUUAUUAAAUUUGGCUUUUUUCAAUUUGACCAAUUUAUUACUUUAAUAUAUUGCGAUAGCAUACUAUUGUUACAUUAUUUUUAUUUUCUGUUUCAUCAUAUUCUAUUUUUAUACCAUAAAUUUCAAGUUGUUCAGAUUAUUGUUUCUAAAUUUUUUUUAAUCCCCCAGAAACUCACUUUAGAAAAUAACUGUUAAAUUAUAAGUAAAAAUAAUUACUUAUCAACUGCUUUUAUCUGAUGUCUUACAGUGCUUAAUAAAUAUAUUUCAUUCUAUCAUUUCUUUUAUUUGUAUUUAACACUAAGGGAUUAAUUGUUCUAAAAUGAAAACUUGUACUUCCAAAGUUAUUAGUAGUGGGACUUUUCACGUUCUUUAAAAAAUUAUUCAUAUAGCUAUUUAAAACAAUUAAACAACAUUAUAAUUGGGUUAAUGUAAUUCAGGAAUGUGGAGCUUGUUUCUGAUAUAUUUUGAAAGUUUUAAGCCCGAUUUAUUAAAAUAUGAACAAAAUAUCCGUAUAUGAUGCCAUAAUAGGCUUACACUAGCUGAAUUCAUUUUGGCUUUAAGUAGAUGUAACUUAUUAAAUAAUGAUUGUAAAAAUAUUUAUGAAAAUUUAAAGAUAAGGAGUACUAUAAGUUCAUCAUCCUCCCUGACAUUAAAACAUGAAGAUUCUAUUUUAAUAACAUAAUUUCUGAACAAUUUAUAAUAAUACUAUCUGCCCAUUAUAUUUAAAUUAUUGUAAUAAUGAUUCUGGUGUAAUUUUUUUGGUCUAGUUGGACAACAGAUGUUGUAUGUGAAAUUUUUAGUAAUAUUCUACCUUCUAGGAAUUAAAAGCAAAAUAGUCAAAAAAUUAUAUAACUGGAGCCAAUUUUAAUGAUCAAUCUGACUUUUAAAAUGUUCAUCCAAAAAUAAUUUAGCAAAAAUAUUGUUUUGUUAAAAUUAUAAUUGUGAAAUAUUGUUCAACUUAUAUAAAAAAUGAGUAUUUUAAAUUAUCUAUAUUUAUUUAAAUAAAAAUUCAAAAAUAAUGAAUUAAAAUUUUACAACUAUUGAAUAAUUUUGGGGGGGGGGUCUUUUCUGUAUCAUCUAAUAUUGAAUAAUUUUAGAUGCAUUAUUUUCUCUAAAAAUGAAAGUAUUUAGAUCUUUCUUCAACUGAUACAAUUCAUGGAAAACUGCUUUAUGUCCUCCUUAUGUUCAUAUACGGGUUAUUGCCAUUGUGAAUUUAGCCUGUAAACAUAGUAUUGAACAUGAAUUCAGGAAUAAAAAGAAAUAUAAAAUUGCUGUGAUUAGUUUCUCUAGAUCAUGGAUUUAUCUUAGUAUUUUUAGAAAAGUCUAAAUAUAAAAUAAUCUUUAAAUUUUUGUUUAUCCAUAAUACUAUCUUAAUUCCAUGGACUGGGAAAGAAAGAUUAAAAUUGAAAAAUUUUUAUAGUAGUAUCUGUUUAAGGAGGAGGGGGAAUAAAAGUAUAUAUUCUUUUAUCUAUUAAACAUUGUUUGCUACUGUAUCAAAAAUCUUUAAAAAUUUAUUACUUGGAGACCAAUUAAUUGACAAUAAAAAUUAUUUUUAUGAUUCUUUAUUAUUUUCAUGUUAUUCAAAUCCUCACGAUUUUAAUUUUGGUUUAAUAUUACUGCAUUGUUUCCAAUAUUAAGAUCAUAAGGAUUGACUGUAUACAUUUAAUAUUGAGAACAGUAUUACAUUAUCAUUCAUUAUUUUGUAUGAAAACAAUGAAAUAAACUUUUGUUGACUAGUUUAAA